Molecule: messenger RNA, 4029 nt
Organism: Pocillopora damicornis (cauliflower coral)
Lineage: Eukaryota; Metazoa; Cnidaria; Anthozoa; Scleractinia; Pocilloporidae
Product: ubiquitin carboxyl-terminal hydrolase 47
Biological process (GO): protein deubiquitination
Cellular component (GO): nucleus; cytosol
Molecular function (GO): cysteine-type deubiquitinase activity
Source: RefSeq, a predicted model, not a curated record
AUUUUUACCACAGAUGUGUGUUCGAACUUUCACUUCCCUGCACUUUUUGUAGUCUGUGACUAAGUUUCAAUCGGGAAGUUGUCCUUCUACAAACGAGAACAGCCGUCUUUACGGGAUUUUUUUGACCAGGAAUGGUCAAUGCAACGUCUAAAGAAGUAGUUCCAGUUGAAAAUGACGAAGAACCAACAAUUUUGUGUAUCGUAAAGGAUGAAACAACUGUCGACAGGAAACAAAACAAUCAUACAGUGAAUCUUCCAGCCUCUACUCUUGUGAAAGAUUUGUACGCUUACGUCGCCAAACAAGUAAGCUAUGUAGAAGACACCUUCCUUCUCGUGUGGAAUAAAUUCAUUGGUGGAGGUAACGAAGAGGUAGUUCUAAAUGAUGAAAAGGCGAAGACUUUACAAGAAGUCGGCCUGGCGGCCAACGGGAAAAAGAACAAUUUUCUGAUCAAAGAUAAAGAUGGUGAACAACCGAAGAAAACGAAGGAGAAUGAUGAUGAUGAUUCAGUUACAGGGAGUGUCACCAACCUGUUCCAAAGCAAUUCUAGCACUUCAAGUAGUUAUUAUUCCUCCUCCAGUGAUAGUUACACUUUGGGAAAGUCUGAAACAGGGUUUGUUGGUCUUGUAAACCAGGCAAUGACAUGCUAUUUGAACAGUCUACUACAGACAUUAUUCAUGACCCCAGAAUUUAGAAAUGCUAUAUACAGGUGGGAGUUCAUUGGAAAUGAAGAUGAAGCAGCCAAGAGUAUUCCUUACCAACUUCAAAAGCUUUUCCUCCAUUUACAGACGAGUUCCAAGAGAGCUGUAGAGACUACUGAUGUUACCAAGAGCUUUGGAUGGGACAGUAGUGAGGCAUGGCAACAGCAUGAUGUACAGGAGCUGUGCAGAGUCAUGUUUGAUGCUCUGGAAAGCAAGUUUAAAAAUACUGAUCAGGAUGAUCUAAUUAACAAACUGUAUCAAGGGAAGCUUAAGGACUAUGUUAAAUGCCAGCAGUGUGGCCAUGAAAGUGCUCGGACAGACACAUAUCUAGACAUUCCAUUAGCAAUCAGACCUUUUGGCUCAAAGCAGGCUUUGGGUAGUGUGGAAAUUGCCUUGAAGAGUUUUGUUACUACAGAACUCCUGGAGGGCCAAAAUCAGUACUUCUGUGAGAAAUGCAAUGAGAAAUGUGAUGCCCGCAAGGGUUUGAAAUUUUUAUCUUUCCCAUAUCUUCUGACAUUACAACUAAAGCGCUUUGCAUUUGACUAUGCAACACUUCAUAGAGUCAAACUGAAUGACAGAAUGACAUUUCCCAAAUACCUCAAUUUGGAAGACUUUAUAAGUGAAGAUUUGGAGGAGAAUGAUGCAGAUGAAGAUGCUAAUCUAAAGGGGGACUCGCCAAGCACAUGCAGCACUGAAACUGACAGUGGGGUGAGUGAAGGCUGUUCUGAUAAUGGCACAUCUACUGAAGAAGAUGAGGUGGACAAUAGCAGUAAAGGAGGUAGUCAAGUGGAUGGGGCCACAGCAUCAAAGAAAGUGGAGCUUACUGAAGACAUGUGCAAUGGUGACCUGGCACAGGACAUGAAGGGUCCAUAUUGGUAUGAGUUAUUCUCCAUCAUGAUUCAUUCAGGAAGUGCAUCAGGAGGCCACUAUUAUGCAUACAUCAAAUCAUUCACAAAUGGGAAGUGGUACUGCUUUAAUGACCAGAGUGUCACAAAGGCCAGUGAUGAUGAUAUUGAAAGAACUUAUGGAGGUUUUGAAUCAUCAAGGACCUACUAUUCAUCAGUCUACUCCAGUUCAACAAAUGCAUACAUGCUGAUGUAUAGACAAGUCAAUCCUGAAAGAAACUGCAAGUUCCUGGAACAGUGUGACAUGCCCCUCCACAUUCUGGAGUUGAUGCAAAAAUUGAAAAAACAAGAAGAAGAUGAGAGAAGAAGAAAAGAAAUGGAGAGAUCCAUGUGCAAGAUCAAGAUUUUUUGUGAGCACCCUCAGAGUAGGAGAAUUAUGGAACAGAAACUUGAAAUUCACAAGGAUACAACUUUGAAAGAUGCAGUAUCUGUGGCUCACAAGCUUUUCCACUUGGAGGAAUUUCUCCCAGCUGAACAGUGUCGAAUUGUGAAGUUUGAUGAAUACUAUGAUUACAUUGAAAGGUCAUAUGAUGGGGAAGAGGAUAAUCCCAUUGGCAAAGUUUUGAAUGGAGUUAAACAAUCCUACAUGUUUGACCUUCUCCUUGAAACUAGAAAGGAAGAUGAAAGAUUUAAACCCUAUAAACCUGGAGGUACAACAGUAAAGGUUCAUGUGGUGCAGCUAGAAAAAGAAAAGGUGGAUCCAUAUGUAAAUGUGCGACCACUGCUCAGUUCAACUGUGGGGGAUCUUUGUGAUCUUAUUCAUGAAAAAUUUAAUCUUCCUGUGGACUGUAUGAGGGUUGCGUUUGAAGGAUCCUACAAUGAUCUGAAGCUGCUAGAUAACCCAAGCAAAGUUCUAAAAGAACUUGGAUUCUUCAAAAACAACAGGGUGUUUGUAGAAGCUUCUGAUAAAGAGGAAGAUGUUCAGUUUAAAGAUUCCAAACUGUUCAAAGUCUUAGAUGUAUUUCAGCACACUAUUCAAUUGUUUGUCUUAUUACCAGAUCCAUCUACAAAACCAUCAGAGCACACAAGCAGAUAUAUCUGUGAGACUACAGUUGAUUCAGAGAAGAAUGAAAAACAAAGAGAAAAACUUGUCCGAGUGGACAAAAGAAUCACCCUUGGAAAACUGAAGGAAAUUCUGAAGAGCGAUGUUGGAUGUGCACCAGAGUUUUUUAGGGUUUACAGAGUAUACUCAAACAACCAAGAAAUUGAGUACAGCAAGUUAACUGACCCACUUACAAGCUUCAGUGAUGAUUCUAAGAUACGAGUAAAGUACAGUCGUGCCCUCAAGAAAGGGGAACAUCAGCUAAAAAUAUUUCUACUAAAUCCUACGGAAAAGGAGCCUUACAAGUACUUUUGUGACUGGAUUGUAACUGAUGGUAUGUCAGUCAAACAAUGCAAAGAACUUCUACAGCCAGAAAUCUGCCAAAGAUGUGGUAUUGAUGUACCUGUUGAAAAUCUCAGGAUGAGAAGAAAAAACUGGAAGAAUCCUGCUGCAGUGUAUGUUGAUUCUCAGGUGUUUGAAGACCACAUUCAGGUGUAUGCAAGUUUUGAAGUUUUCCUGGAAAUAUUAGAAGGCCCUGAAUUAAUGACUUCAACAGACCAGCUUUCAGUCUAUGUGCGCCAUUGGCAUCCUUCAACUAUAACACUUGACCCUCCCAAAGAGGUUGUUCUGCAAGACAGUGUAGUUGAUGAACUGAAAGCUGCAGUUAGCAAACUUGGUAGUGUUCCAGAAGAGAAUUUAGAGUUGUGCAAGGGCCGUGGACACUUUCCUUGUGAAAUGUCUGUUUUGGAGAUUCAUGAUGAGUGUGACUGGUCAAGUGACUUGACAUCUCUUAGAGCAAGUCCUCUGUUGAUAACUGAUGAUGGAGCAGUGGUGUUUUUCAGGGAUAAAACAGAAAAGCUCAUGGAAAUAACAGAAGAAAAGAAGCAGGAAAUCAUAAAAAAAGAAAAUGCAAAGAGCAACAACUCAAAUACAAGAAUUGGAAAAUUUUCUUACAAGGAAAGAGCUCUAAAAAUUUACACUGAUGACAACAGACCAAGCAACUGAAAAGAAAGAGAGUACUUCUCAAUUAACCAGGGUUGAAACAACUCAAGAAACGCACAACCACUUGCAUUGAUAGAGAGAUGAUGGACUGUGCAACAAUAUUGAUAAAUAUUAUGGAGUUCCUAGUACAAUCAAUAAUGGAUUGGGAAAGAACACAGAACAAUGAGAUACAGAAACAAUUCUGUUUGAUUGACAGUAGCCCUUGUAAGUCAAUAGUUUUGUGCAUGGAAGGCAGAGAGGAUGUCUAAAAUUCCCAUGAAAAGGGGCCUAGGGAUCAUUAGCAUUGUGUUUUGUAACCUCACUUUUUGCAUAAACUUAUUGAUGACUGAAGUGACCCUGAACUAACUCACCUUAUCUUCAAAUGCAGAGCUUCAAUAGAAUU